AUGACUUUAGAUUCAGUUGAAGCUUAUCACAUUCUCCGUAAUGGAAUUACUGGUGGUUUAUCAAAUGUUCAACAUAGAGUAAAUCUUAAAGGAAUCACGCACAUUAAUAAACUUGCAUAUAAUCCAGAAACUAAAACUGUAUCAAAUGAGGACACCACCAACAUUAUGACUCAUUUCGUUGGUGUUGAUUUUAAUUCAUUAUAUCCUUCAUCAUUUUCAUCUAAUCCUCAUGAUUUCAUUCAAUAUACUGACCAUAAAAUGUAUAUGCCGGGAAGAUUGAAUGGUGUUAUCAUUUGUGAUACAGCAACAAAGAAAGCAAAAGCACUGGGAAUAAUUAAGAAGAAAAAUACUUUAUUCGUGGCUGAAGUAAAGGGUCACAUUGAUGAAAAAUACAUUAAUGAUUACAUAAACUUUUUACCGAUAAUAAGAAACUUAGAUAUUAUCACAGAUGAAAAAACAAUUGGCAGUUUUAUGUAUAAUUACAUGAAAUCAAACAAUCUACCGGUUGACCAGAAACAGAGGAAAUUAACUCAGUUAGCAUCAACACACAACCAAUAUC
This is a messenger RNA of Trichomonas vaginalis G3, 559 nucleotides long. RefSeq lists its product as uncharacterized. The annotation marks the transcript as partial. NCBI's taxonomy places the organism in Eukaryota, Parabasalia, Trichomonadida, Trichomonadidae. The record is from RefSeq and is a predicted model, not a curated record. The transcript has a single exon.